AUCUUGGUAGAAGAACUGCUUCUCUCUCCCUCCGACGAGGAAAACAAGUGCUGAACAAUUUAGGGCUACCAAAACUGGACCACCAGCUAGAUCUCGCCGCCCCUCCGCAGUAUCUCCGGCCGCCGCCCCAGCUUUUAGCAGUCGUUCGCUGAGGAUAUUAUUCUCAAAGCAUUCCGAAUUCGAGCUCUAUUAGUCUCCAGCUGUAUCCUCUGAAAUCCUAACCUAAUCCUUGAUCGACCAGAUUUUGAGACCGAUUCAACUCCAAUAAUGGGGAAAAAGCAGCACAGUAAGGAUCGGAUGUUCAUCACGAAAACGGAGUGGGCCACAGAGUGGGGCGGCGCCAAGUCCAAAGAAUUAGCCCCGUUUAAACGGCUUCCUUUCUAUUGCUGCGCACUCACGUUUACGCAGUUUGAAGUCCCCGUUUGCACUUCAGAUGGCAACGUAUUUGACAUCAUGCACAUAAUGCCAUAUAUCAACAAGUACGGGAGACAUCCUGUAACUGGAGCUCCAUUGAGGAAGGAGGAUUUGAUCCCACUCACUUUUCACAAGAAUCAAGAAGGAGAGUAUCAUUGCCCUGUCCUAAAUAAAGUUUUUACGGAGUUCACACACAUAGUUGCGGUUAAAACCACCGGAAAUGUGUUCUGUUACGAGGUACAUUCCAGUCCUUUCGUGACUGUCCUCUUAAUUGUAUACUCAUUUCAUUACAUGGAACUGUUGCUUGCUCAGGCCAUUAAGGAGUUAAACAUUAAAACUAAGAACUGGAAGGAGCUUCUCACUGAUGAACCAUUCUCUAGAGAAGACAUUAUAACUAUUCAAAAUCCUAAUGCUCUGGAUUCCGAGGCUCUUGUGGACUUCGAUCAUGUCAAGAAGAACUUAAAAAUUGAUGAUGAAGAGUCAAAGAAAAUGGAAUCUGACCCGUCUUACAACAUAAAUGUCAUUGGGGAUAUAAAGCAAAUGCUUAAGGAACUUGGAACUGAAAAGGCAAAGGAGAUUGCACUACAUGGUGGAGGAGGAAGCAAGGCAAGGGAUGAAAGAGCUGCUGCUCUUGAAGCCAUUUUGGAAGCUAGAUCACGCAUCAAGGAUGACAAUGGAAAGAAUGGUGAUAAGCCCAAGCAGGGCUUCAGUAUUGUGGAUGCUGCAUCUGCAGCAGUCCAUGGGAGAAGCGCAGAUGCUGCAAGGUCUGAUGCUAGUAAUAAAACUGCUGCUCGCAUAGCGAUGCACAUGGCAGGGGAGAGGACUCCAGUAAACGCAAAGCUGGUUAAAAGUCGUUUCACAUCUGGUGCUGCUUCACGAUCUUUCACUUCUACAUCUUAUGAUCCUGUGACCAAAAAUGAAUACGAGUAUGUUAAAGUUGAGAAAAAUCCAAAGAAGAAGGGUUAUGCACGGCUGCAAACAACACAUGGUGAUUUGAACAUUGAACUGCACUGUGACAUCACUCCAAGGACAUGUGAAAACUUCAUCACUCUUUGUGAGCGUGGUUAUUAUAAUGGAAUAACUUUUCACAGAAGUAUAAGAAAUUUCAUGAUUCAAGGUGGUGAUCCUACCGGAACUGGGAGAGGAGGUGAGUCAAUUUGGGGAAAGCCCUUCAAAGACGAACUCAACUCCAAGUUAGUUCAUUCCGGACGAGGUGUUGUUAGCAUGGCAAAUUCCGGUCCUCACACAAAUGGUUCACAAUUUUUCAUCUUGUACAAGUCUGCAAAGCAUUUGAACUUUAAGCACACAGUUUUUGGAAUGGUUGUUGGAGGUUUGACAACGCUUUCAGCAAUGGAGAAAGUACCUGUUGAUGAUGAUGAUCGACCCCUGGAAGAGAUCAAGAUUAUAAGUGCUGAUGUAUUUGUCAACCCUUAUGCUGAAUCUGACGAUGAGGAGGAAGGGAAGACAGUCGAAGAAGACAAAAACAUCAAGGAUGAAGAUAAUGAAAAGAUCGGUUCAUGGUACAGCAAUCCGGUUACUAGUUCAGAUACCCCCUCUGUUGGCAGUGGAGUCGGAAAGUACUUGAAAGCAAGGAUCACUCAGCCUGCGUCUGUUGCUCCUCUCGAUGGUGAUAUCCCAUCUGGGUCCGUAGGGAAGAAGAGAAAGGUGGGAGGGUCACGUGGUGAACUUAAGGAUUUUUCUUCUUGGUGAGAUUUGUAUUUAUUUUGCAAGAGACGUUAAAAAAUCUUGGCUAUGGCAGGCACCACAAUGUAUGUAUUUGAUAGUUGAGUUUUGAAUUUUGGGGUUACAACUAGUAUAUCCUCAAGUUCGUGUUCGUACCCUUGCUUUGAGAAAUUUUAUUCCAUGCUUUUCCGGGUCUGAGAUGAAUAUUUUGACUUAUUUCGAGGUUUA
Messenger RNA from Salvia splendens (bonfire salvia), 2325 nucleotides. Its product is annotated as peptidyl-prolyl cis-trans isomerase CYP65. Gene Ontology annotation, biological process: protein peptidyl-prolyl isomerization; protein polyubiquitination. NCBI's taxonomy places the organism in Eukaryota, Viridiplantae, Streptophyta, Magnoliopsida, Lamiales, Lamiaceae. The record is from RefSeq and is a predicted model, not a curated record. Gene Ontology annotation, molecular function: ubiquitin protein ligase activity; peptidyl-prolyl cis-trans isomerase activity. The transcript has 10 exons. Bases 268 to 2124 code for a protein of 618 amino acids. Gene Ontology annotation, cellular component: catalytic step 2 spliceosome.